Oppiella nova is the source of this 1434-nucleotide messenger RNA. The record is from the annotation of a GenBank genome assembly. Lineage: Eukaryota; Metazoa; Arthropoda; Arachnida; Sarcoptiformes; Oppiidae.
AUGACCAUGGCGAGUUUGGAGAGUUUAGCACACAGACUGCUUACCACUGCACUUAUCUAUUUUCUGUUCCUUCAGCUGGCGAUCCGGUUUGGCAUCUUUGGCCCAACAAUUCUCGAUUUGGGCACUCAGUUAGGGGUCAGUCAAUCGCAAAUGUCAUUCGUGUUCUCAGUGACCAGUAUUGGCGUGUGUGUCGGUGCCAUCUCAAGUGGUUUUCUGUUCAAAUGGGUGCCUAAACAAGUGGCGUUGGCAUCAAUUGUGGUGAUGCUUGGAAUAGUCGUCUCUUUUGUCACAUUGAUUCAGGAUUAUUACUUCUUUAUGGUCCUUCAGUUCAUAAUCGGUGUCACAUCCGGUGCAGCCAUUAAUGCCUGCGAGGCUUGGAUUCUGGAGAUAUGGCAGGACUCGUGUCCGCCUUAUAUGCAAGCCUUACAGUUCUUCAGAGGACUCGGCUAUAUAUUGGGUCCUAUUAUUGUGGAGCCGUUUCUUAUACCUGAAGAAGAUGAAGACAUAUCACCGACAUCUAAGUCUAUCAAUCAGACAAAGAUAUCAGGAAUGGUCAUCAAAAUUGUAAUGAAUGGCACGGAAUCGACACCCUCGGAGCUGGAGAAUUAUAUUUAUAUCCCGUAUAUGAUUAACGGACUGAUGCUUGUGUUGGCAGCGAUUCUCGUAUUUUUCCAAUACUUCUAUACUGUCCGCAAGAGUCGGUCAGCCAAUAUGAUGGCCUCAUCCCAGGCCACUAUCAUCUCUACCAUCACUUGUGAGGAUAAACUCUCGCAAUCGAGUGAUGAGAAGAAUGAAAAAGAGUCCAAACGAGAAGAGCCAAAGUUAUACACGUUUUCGAUAAUCAUUUUGUGUUCACUUUUCUACCUCUUCUUCUUCGAGGAAGUGGUCGUCACAUAUUUGGCCUCAUUUUCGGCGAACAUUGACUUACACUUAACCAAAUCCGGGGGCGCUUUCCUUACCUCAAUUUUCAACUUAUGUAAUGUAAUGGGAAAGGGAGUCAGUAUAGUGUUGGCCCUCAAACUCAAUCACUUCACAAUGCUUUACAUGAAUUUGUCGGUUAUUCUCAUAUCACUCGUCGUUCUCAUCAUUUUCUCCAACACUUCACUCGUUAUGCUUUGGUUUGGAGUCUGUCUUCUCGGUGUGGGUCUGUCCAGUAUUAUAGCAUCACUUUAUGCUUUGAUGGAAAGCUCUAUAACUAUGAACUCAAUGGUAUGUGGAGUGUUGAACAUGUCUGGCACUCUGGGCAGUGUAUUUGUUCCGCUGGCGAUAGCCAACUAUAUCGAGUCGUACCCCCUGUCCCUCAUCUACGCCUCCCUCUUCUGUGCCCUCUCUUGUAUCGUCACUUUGAUUGUCAUUCAUGUGUUGAUUGGUUUUCGACAAAAACAACACAAACAAAACCAAUUGAUUGAAGAGAAACCUGUUAUGAAGUUUUGA